ACCGAAUCUGACAUCACCACUUAGCAGUUCAUGCAGCUAACAAGUGGUUUUGUUCUUAGGGUAACAGAGGAGGAAAUUGCUCCUCGUCUGAUAAGACAACAGCGAAGAGUAUGCAUUUAUUUUUUUAUUUUUGAUUCUCUUUUACAGACAAAAACUUUUGUAGAGAUAACCAUUUUGCCUUUCAGAAGGACGUAUGCUGUUUCUUAAGGAUACGGCUCAUUUCCAGAUAUGACCAUGCAUUUGUGGCUCAAGCUUCUGGCAUUUGGCUUUGCCCUUCUGGACACAGAAAUGUUUGUUACAGGGCAAACCUCACCUGAUCCAACUAUUGGACUGAACACAACUAAGAAGCCCAGUGCCCUGUCUCCAAGUGACCCCUUACCUGCUCGCACCACUGCAUUCUUACCUGCAAGCAUCUCUGAACGAGAACAUGACUCCUCAGAGCCCACACCUCCUCUUAGUCCAGGCAAUACUUCAACCCGAGUAUCCCCGGACCCCCUGGAUGAUGCUAGUUCUCUUAAUAUGACAGGAGUCGCAGGCGAGAGGAGCACAGCCAGCACCUUUCUCGAAGACACAACUUUCACAUCCGUAGCCACCCCCAGCCCUGCACACGACAGCUCUGCUGCCUCACCUGCACGCACCUCGGACGCCACCACAGCCGAGGCCUCAGAUCCUCACCUCCUCUCCACCGCACCAUCCACUCUGAGCACUGCAGCAAGCACUGUCCUUGCAACCACCACAAUAGCUACUACUACACCUAAGCCACCCUGUGAUGAAAAGUAUGCUGACAUCUCAGUGCAGUACUCAUACAACAACAAAACUAAACUUUUUAGUGCAAAUCUGAAUGUUCCUGAUGAUGUGACAUGUGUACCUGAGUGUAAAAACAAGAGGCUGCCUGACCUAAGAGAAUGUAAUACGACCAGUGUUAAUAUAACUCAUGAUUCAUGUGCUUCAUCUAAAGUGUUGAGAUUAGAUGUACCACCAGCGCCUGAAAACUUUCAAUUAGUUGAUUGUACACAGAAAGAAAAAGCAAAUACUACUAUUUGUUUAAAAUGGAAAAUAAUGGGAAGCUUUGGUUGUAAUGAAGAUGAAAUUAAAUUCAAAUUUAAAUGUGGCAAUGAGACAUUUGAUAAUCAAGUGAGUUUAACAGACCUUCAACCCAGACAUGCUUAUAGUUGUGAUGCAAAAAUACUUUACGGUGGCUAUGAGUAUACUGAAACAAGAACUGUUGAAACAGAUCUUGGGACUCCAAACGAGCCUCGGGAUCUUGCUUGUGAGGUUGUAAGUGGUUUUCAAAGCAGAAUCACCUGGAAUCCCCCUGAGGAUGAAUUUCAUAAUUUUACUCUUUGUUACCAGAACAAGACAGAAGAAAUCUGCUUCAAUCUGGAUAAUACCACGAACAAUUAUGAUUUGACAGAUUUGAAACCUUUCACAAACUAUCUUGUAUCAUUAAAUGCCUACAACAAUGCAAAAGUGCAACGCAAUGGGACGGCUAUCACAUGUGACUUUCGAACAAAAACAUCACAUCCCGGCAAAGUCCAGAACAUGAGUGUCAGCCAGACUUCGGAUAACAGCAUGCUCGUCACGUGCAAGGCUCCCAGCGACCUGAACGGUCCCAGGGCACGGUAUCAUUUGGAAGUCAAAGCUGGAGAUGCUGUCCCUGAUAAUUAUGAAAACAAGACCUGCUUCUUCAAUGUACAAAAUCUUCACUAUUCAACAGACUAUAAGUUUAGGAUCCGUUGUAACAAUGGGGACUUUUUUGGAGAUCCAGUUACUAUGCAUCGGUCAACAUCUUAUAAUUCUAAAGCACUGAUAGCAUUUCUGGCAUUUCUGAUCAUUGUGACAUCAAUAGCCCUGAUUGUUGUUCUCUAUAAAAUCUAUGAUCUGCAUAGGAGAAGAUCCUGCUUGGAUGAUCGCUAUGAGCUUGUUGAAAGGGAGGAUGAAAAACAACUGAUGAAUGUAGAGCCCAUCCAUGCAGAUGUUUUGUUGGAAACUUAUAAAAGAAAGAUUGCUGAUGAAGGAAGACUUUUUCUGGCUGAAUUUCAGAGCAUUCCACGGGUGUUCAGCAAGUACCCCAUCAAGGAUGCGCGAAAGCCCUCUAAUCAGAAUAAAAACCGUUACGUCGACAUCCUUCCUUAUGAUUAUAACCGUGUUGAGCUCUCUGAGAUAAAUGGAGACGCAGGAUCCAACUACAUAAAUGCCAGCUAUAUUGAUGGUUUCAAAGAACCCAGAAAAUACAUUGCUGCACAAGGUCCCAGGGAUGAAACUGUCGAUGAUUUCUGGAGGAUGAUCUGGGAACAGAAAGCCACGGUCAUUGUCAUGGUUACUCGAUGUGAAGAAGGAAACAGGAACAAGUGUGCAGAAUACUGGCCAUCCAUGGAGGAGGGCACUCGGGCUUUCGGAGACAUUGUUGUGAAGACCAACGAGCACAAAAGAUGUCCCGAUUACAUCAUCCAAAAACUGAACAUUACAAAUAAAAAAGAAAAAGCAAGUGGACGAGAGGUGACUCACAUUCAGUUCACCAGCUGGCCAGACCAUGGCGUCCCCGAGGACCCUCACCUGCUGCUGAAGCUGAGGAGGAGGGUGAACGCCUUCAGCAACUUCUUCAGCGGCCCCGUGGUCGUGCACUGCAGCGCUGGUGUCGGGCGCACGGGCACCUACAUUGGCAUCGACGCCAUGCUGGAGGGCCUGGAGGCCGAGAACAAAGUGGACGUCUAUGGCUACGUGGUCAAGCUGAGGCAGCAGAGGUGCCUGAUGGUUCAAGUGGAGGCACAGUACAUCUUGAUCCAUCAAGCCUUAGUAGAAUACAAUCAGUUUGGAGAAACAGAAGUGAGCUUGUCUGAAUUACAUCCAUAUCUACAAAAUAUGAAGAAAAGAGAUCCACCCAGUGAACCGUCGCCAGUAGAGGCUGAAUUCCAGAGACUUCCUUCAUAUAGGAGCUGGAGGACGCAGCACAUUGGAAAUCAAGAAGAAAAUAAAAACAAAAACAGGAAUUCUAAUGUCAUUCCAUAUGACUUUAACAGAGUGCCGCUUAAGCACGAACUGGAAAUGAGCAAGGAGAGCGAGCACGAUUCCGAUGAAUCCUCGGACGAUGACAGUGAUGCCGAGGAAACCAGCAAGUACAUCAAUGCUUCCUUUAUCAUGAGUUACUGGAAGCCUGAGGUGAUGAUUGCUGCUCAGGGACCCCUGAAGGAAACCGUCGGGGAUUUUUGGCAGAUGAUCUUCCAGAGAAAAGUCAAAGUGGUUGUUAUGCUGACAGAGCUGAUGCAGGGAGACCAGGAGAUCUGUGCUCAGUACUGGGGAGAAGAAAAGCAGACGUAUGGAGAUAUAGAAGUUGACCUUAAAGACACAAACAGAUCUUCCGCGUAUACCCUCCGUGUCUUUGAACUGAGACAUUCCAAGAGAAAAGACUCUCGCACUGUGCACCAGUACCAGUAUACCAACUGGAACGUGGAACAGCUUCCUGCGGAACCCAAAGAAUUAAUCUCUAUGAUCCAGACCCUCAAACAAAAACUUCCCAAGAAGAAUUCCCCUGAAGGGCAUAAGUAUCACAAGAGCGCGCCUCUCCUUGUUCACUGCAGAGAUGGAUCCCAGCAAACAGGAAUAGUCUGUGCUUUGCUGAAUCUCCUGGAAAGCGCAGAGACAGAGGAGGUGGUGGAUGUUUUCCAAGUGGUGAAAUCUCUACGCAAAGCCCGGCCGGGGAUGGUCUCCACCUUUGAGCAGUACCAGUUCCUAUACGAUGUCAUCGCCAGCACCUACCCUGCCCAGAAUGGACAAGUAAAGAAAAACAACAGCCAAGAAGAUAAAAUUGAAUUUGAUAAUGAGGUGGACAAAGUAAAGCAGGAUGCCAAUUGUGUGAGUCCACUCGGUGCCCCGGAGAAGGUCCACGAAGGACACAAGGAGGCUGAAGGCUCUGAACCCACCAGCGGCACUGAGGGGCCGGAACAUUCCGCCAAUGGUCCUGCCAGUCCAGCCUUAGCUCAAAGUACAUAGGGAGAGACAUAAAUGGGGCGUCUCAAAACCUUACAUUUUCUGUUGUUUCUAUUUCUCUAGAAGUAGGAGAGGGAAAUACAUAUACAGUGGAUUAAUGAAGUUUGUAGGAAGUUUCUGUUUUAUUACUGUGGAAAAAUAUUUAAGAUAGUUCUGCUGAAAUGUUUUGUACAGUCCUAUGCUAAUUUUAAAAUUUUAUCUAUCAUUCAGCAAAAACAACUUUGUACGUGUGUGUGUGUGUGCAUGUGUGUGAGAGAGAGCGAGAGAGACUACUUUCAAGUGAAUUUAAAUCCUCUUCAUAAACUUUGCCUUUUUGUUUUUCUAAAGAAAAAAACACAUUUUAUAUUGGAAGUGUUAAUUUAGCUAUGAGCCUCUAUUUUUUAAAUCAAAUUGUGUUUGAGCUCUUUGUAAGAAUAGCCACAUGUACAUUUCUAGAAUGGCCUCAAGAUGGCCUCCUUGUUCUAUUCAUAUAUAUGUUGUAGUUUACUAUUUUACUUCUAGAGACAGCAUGUAAAAGUGGCGUGCAUUUGUGCAUGCCUACUACAAGAAAUUUAACUAAAUUAACAUUUGGAAAUCUUACACUCCAGAUAUCAGCAUUUAGCCCAAUUAUCUUUUUAAACAUAUUUAAUCUAAUUUAAAAAUUUCAUGUGAAACUUCUUGUAGUCUUCAUAUGCAGUUUACUACUUUGCAAUAUGGAUUAUUCUCUGUAUUUUGCAAUAUGGAUUAUUCUUUGAAAUUCAUUGCUUGAUAUUUUUGACCAAAAAUUAUGUUUGUUACAAUUGAACUUAAAUAAAUAUAUUUAAAAUAAACAAA
Messenger RNA from Lemur catta (Ring-tailed lemur), 4800 nucleotides. It is a transcript of the gene PTPRC, whose product is annotated as protein tyrosine phosphatase receptor type C. Gene Ontology annotation, biological process: T cell receptor signaling pathway; protein dephosphorylation; positive regulation of peptidyl-tyrosine phosphorylation. The transcript is spliced from 31 exons. NCBI's taxonomy places the organism in Eukaryota, Metazoa, Chordata, Mammalia, Primates, Lemuridae. The record is from RefSeq and is a predicted model, not a curated record. Bases 229 to 3990 code for a protein of 1253 amino acids. Gene Ontology annotation, molecular function: protein tyrosine phosphatase activity; protein binding.